AUGAUCAAUCAGAGAAGUCUACGUACUUCUAUUCUUCUUCUUCUUCUUCUCACUUCAUUUGUUGCUGGAACUCUGGCAGCAACGUACAGGGUGACAGACUAUGGAGCCAAAGGAGAUGGCAUCACCGAUGAUACUCAAGCGUUUACGAAUGCAUGGCGUGCAGUGUGCUUAAACAGCAAAGAAGCAUCGACCCUGCUUAUUCCUGGAGGGAAAGUGUAUCUGUUGGGACUGACCAAAUUCAGAGGACCGUGUAAUCAUUACGUUAGGGUUCAGGUCGAUGGAAAUCUUAAACGGGUUGAUGAAGUGUGGUCGGAUGAUGAUAAUAACUGGCUAGUGUUCAUUAACCUCAACGGCAUAACCGUCGCCGGCGCCGGCGAAAUCGACGGCCAAGGGGCCUCCUGGUGGGCAUGCAAAGAGGCAAAGACGUGCGCAUUUCUCGCUGCAAAUUCUCUUGCGUUGCUGCACGUCACGAAGGCGCAGGUUUUGGGGUUGAGCUUCAAAAACAGCGCCAUGAUGCACGUCGCCGUCGGGAUGAGCGUCGGCGUCAGGAUCUCAAAUCUGAAAAUCACCGCCCCCGCCGAGAGCCCCAACACCGACGGCAUCCACGUCGAGCGGAGCCGCCACGUCAUCAUCAGCGACUGCCAGAUCAGCACCGGCGAUGACUGCGUAUCUGUAAGCAGUGGCGCUAAGGAUGUGAACAUCAGCCGCAUAAGAUGCGGUCCUGGCCACGGAUUAAGCAUUGGAAGCCUGGGGAUAGAAAAAAGCUAUGCGACAGCUGAAGGCAUCCAUGUCUCCGACUCCACGAUCGUACGGACUGACAAUGGAGUCAGGAUCAAGACAUGGCAGGGGGCAACUGGGUUUGCGAGGGACAUAUCGUUCAGAAAUAUUAGCUUGACGGAAGUGAGGAACCCCAUCAUAAUAGACCAGUUCUACUGCCCUCGCGGCGGCUGUAAGAAUGAGACGUCGGCUGUUCAAGUGAGCGACGUGAAGUUCAUCGGAGUGAAAGGGACGUCGGCGAAUGACAUGGCGAUCCGCUUGGAGUGCAGCCAGAGCAGUGGUUGCCACGACGUGGUGAUGGAGGACGUUGAUAUAAGGAAUGCAGUGCCAGGGGAGCAAGCUCAGGCUUUCUGUUUCAAUGCGCAUGGAAAAAAAGCCAAAGUGGUCAAGCCUGACGUCCCUUGCUUGAGCUAUUGA
Messenger RNA from Zingiber officinale, 1194 nucleotides. Its product is annotated as polygalacturonase ADPG1-like. Lineage: Eukaryota; Viridiplantae; Streptophyta; Magnoliopsida; Zingiberales; Zingiberaceae. The record is from RefSeq and is a predicted model, not a curated record. Bases 1 to 1194 code for a protein of 397 amino acids. Gene Ontology annotation, molecular function: polygalacturonase activity. The transcript has 9 exons. Gene Ontology annotation, biological process: carbohydrate metabolic process.